UGUCAAUACAGUUGGAUUUGGAAGAAAUGAAUAAAGAUAUUUAACCAGAUAUUAGAGACAGAGACCAUGCCAAUCCCUGGAUGGUUACUGUGUUUGGACUAUUACGCUUAUGUGGAUUCCGUACCUCUAUGCUAUCCGUUCGUGCCCGUCUAUGCACGUGAAAGUAAGCUGUGUACUAGGUAUGUACGAACCCUUUUCGGCCAUUCCAUCUACCUAGCUGUGGUCUUGGCUAAGGUAGGAAGACGGGAGAAGACAGCUGGUAUUGAAGUAGCAAGUCGAUAC
Neurospora tetrasperma FGSC 2508 is the source of this 282-nucleotide messenger RNA. RefSeq lists its product as uncharacterized. The annotation marks the transcript as partial. The record is from RefSeq and is a predicted model, not a curated record. Lineage: Eukaryota; Fungi; Ascomycota; Sordariomycetes; Sordariales; Sordariaceae. The transcript has a single exon.